AUGCCUUCUGGCAAGACCAAAAAGCGCUCUAAUAGAAUUGUGAUAAAUGUUGGUGGAGUGCGACAUGAAACCUUUCUGAGUACGCUUAAGACCAUUCCAGAUACACGACUGUCUUAUCUUGGGGAUCAUCACACCACAGUCGCUCGAACACCGGAAUAUGAUACCGUGAAGGAGGAGUACUUUUUCGACAGACACCCGGGGGUUUUCACACAGAUCCUAAACUUUUACCGUACAGGGAAGCUUCACUGCCCUUCAGAUGUUUGUGGUCCAUUGUUUGAGGAAGAACUCAGCUUUUGGGGUAUUGAUGAACAGCAGGUAAGUCGCCCUUGCAAACAUUGUCUGGUGUAAAUUGAUGAUAACUCCCAGACAAUAUCAUCAAUACAUGAAUCAAAGACCUUUCCAAAUAUGCUAUGAGAACGCUUGGUUGAAAUUUAGGUUCAGAGAUACAGAUACAGAUUAAUAGUAAUGGGGUAGGCGCUUGUGAGUUGAUAAUUCAUUUUUGCUUCUAUUUUGUUACUUUGAAUUCCUACUUAUAUUCAACUGAUCACGUUUUCCUAUUCUUUGAAAUAAGAAUUAUUAGUAAAUUGUUUCGCUCCUAAUAAAAUGAACAAAAUCGCCUCAAAAUAUCACUUAUUGUCGUGAGAAUUCCAUGCAUAAACGCUUUACUAAGAAAAUAAUAGUUUGUAGAAUUUUGAUGGAAAUGAAAACUGUUCAGUGAAAUUAUUCCCGUUGAUAAUGAGGAAGAAUAUGUCUGUCACCAAGUAUCUCAGUGGUUGGUAGGCAUAUUGCAAACUCCAAUAGAAAGCUAACUAUUUUGCUAAAAAUAAACAAAAAUUAAGGACUCAAAAUCGAUCUGCAAAUCGUAUAGCAUUUCACUGACGUAUUUUCUCAUUAUACAUUUAAAGACAAAAGCGGAUGUUUAUUUUAAUCAAUUGUUACGCUCGACUUUCCUCGCAUUCAACUGUUGGUUGAAACGAAUACUAAGACAUUGAGCCCGGAUCAUGACUGUUCUCAAUUCACCGUCUGAAAGCAUAAGCACCUUGUAACCUUGCUUUUGAAAUUUCUUCAUGCUUUUUUUCGGGACUGUAAACAUAAUUUUUUUAAGGGUCUAUAUAAAUUUACUCGCGGCCUUAUCGUACUUAUUUGAAGACACAGCUGCAGCAAAAAUAAAGGAAAUAUCAGUAUGGUUGAUUUUCAUGGCAUCUAUUGCACAUUAAAAAGUCCAAAAAUAUUGUGCAAUAACACAACCAUCAUUUGCAACAAGCGUGUUGCGUCUCCUUAUCUUAUUAAUAAAGCUUCUGUCAAAAUUGACUUUAAAAGGAGCUACCCAGGCCAUUAUGUAAUGCUGUAAAUCUUUAAAACUCCUUUUUAUUUUGGUUUCUAUUUACUAUCUCAUAAGCUCAAACGCUUUUUCAACACUGUUUUGUAAAUACCACCCCGUGCAUUUUUUCUACUCGUGUAUUAGGCUUUGUAUAAUAGAUGCAUUUAUUCUGUCGCUAACGCAGAUAUGUUCACAAUAGAGAUGAUUUCAAUAUUUGGAAGCAGGUGUCAAGCAACUUUUACCUUCUCACUUUGUCGAAAUUUGUGCUCGAACCAACAAUUGGUCAAGUGAACAGAUUAACACCUAAAACGCAUCAUUUCCUUGAGAAAAAUGAAUAAGCGAAAAAUAUUUUUUGUAUAAUUUAUUAGGAUUUAACGUGUCAACUAAGUACAAUUUGCAUCAGGUAUUGCCCUUAAGUAAAUUUAUACAGAAAAGAUAAAGUGCAGACAAGAAUCUUUUCUGCUGCUAAAUGGCCAACGUAAGGCACGUAGGGACAAAAAGUUUUUUUGUGGACUUGAGAAACAACUCAUUUCACUCUUCAGUUAAGCUCUAGAGAAAACUAAACCGCAAUAAGUACACCUGCUGUAUGGUAAAGAAAACAUAAUCCUACAGUCUAUGGCGCUGCGACAGCUAGAUGACAGCAUAUUCGAAUUCAUUUUAAAUAUUGUAGCGCUGCGACAGCUAGAUGACAGCAUAUUCGAAUUCAUUUUAAACAUGGUAGACCUCGAGUAACAGAAAAUCUUGAAUAGGACGCGAUCAAAAUGAAAAUUUAAUAACAAGCAAUAUAAAUAUCCGCUCUGAGUCUUAAUAUUUGGCGCAGUCUAGCAAUGACUGAUUAACAUGUUGUGCACAUUGGAUAUAACUGUUUCUUACAAAACUUUUUUAGUUCGUGUUACCGAAAAAAAUACUUCAAAUGACUUUCAGUUACUGACUCAAAGAAAAACCUUUGUAAUAAGUUCAUCAAGUCCAAGGCUGCUACUUCCUGCUUAUAUCUCAACAUGGUUAAUGGUUUUAUGUCAGGUAAACUUUGUGAGCUACUUUGAUCAGCAAGAACUGCUCUCUUACACACACACACAUUACGGCGGAAAAUAUAUUGAACCCACUUGGUUGGUAAGGCAACGGACAAGUUUCUAGGGCUUAUCAAUAUUUGUAGUUUACAGAAAAGAUGUUAAGUGAAAUGUGGGUUGAUGAGAGAAACUGUUCCACGGCGACAUGAUUUUCAGCUGUCGAUUUAUCGUUUACAAGACAUAACGUCACAUAACUGUCACCGCGCCACGUUGGUUAUCUAAAAUCUCACGGAAAGACAAAAUAAUGGGACAAUUACUUUCAAACAACACGCACUCGUGGAAUUGAUGUUACAUAUUUCUAAUCCAUUGUAGUGUCAUAAUAUUUACUCGGCGACACCUUUUCUAACCAUUACCGAUAGACAAUCAAAUAUCCUUCCCAUCGUCCAUCCAUUGAUUCUCUAAAUUAUUCCUCAAUUUUAAUUCAAGUCUUUUAUUAUUAUUUUUCUUUUUAACGACACAGGUCGAAACUUGCUGUUGGGAAAAUUAUAAGCAACACAAAGAAAAACAAGAAAAAUUAAAAUAUUUCAAGCUUCCUGGAUACGAGGAGGACCCCGAGGAAAGAUUUCUGUCUGAGGACUCGGGACUCUUCGAAGACGUCGAUGAAGUACAAUCAUGGUGGUCGAGAUAUCAGCCCAAGGUCUGGAAGAGCCUUGAAGAACCUUACACGUCCUCUUGGGCAAAGGUAGUUAAGUGGUAUUUUAAUUUACCAGUUUACAGCUUUACCUCAAAGUUGAAAAACGUCGAGUCCUUAAUAAAAAAAUUGUGAAUACACAUAACCAAUGGCCAGACCAAGCAUUUGCAAUAAAAUUUGAUGACAAAUACUGACGCAGAGUUAAGUUGCCAGCUGUAUUUGUGCUGCUUUCAUGAGCUUUGAACUACCUUACUAAGACCUACACUAUUUGAAGUCUGUUAUUUUCUCGCACGGUAGUACACUUGACGCAUGGAGGGAAAGCAAGGUUAGCAAACACUUAACUGGUGUUUGAAUGGUGAGGGUUGGUUAGAGACACACCCUGCUCUGUUUACCUGUCUCAUUCUAAUUUCUUCUCCUCUAAAAAAAACAUACUUUUUCCAAGAGCGUUCCGGGUAAAUUUGUUACAUAAUAUUGCCUUCAUCGAUAAUGUUCCGGAUUUUGUCCACAUCUGAUGGGAGAAAUAGUACUGGACCCAUACUAACAGAAAUGCAAAAUUACUCUUCCUUCACAGCUGGUGGGAAUUGUCUCGUUUGUGGUAUUCACAGCUUACAUUAUCAAAUUCUCUUUGUCAACUCUGGAGUACUUCAGCGACAAGACUGCUCCUCAAUAUAUAGCCUUAUCAGUGACACACCUCAUAUGUAUCUCAUGGUUCACAAUGGACUUUGCUCUUAGGCUCCUGUUUUCACCCAAAAAACUCGCCUUUGUCAAAAGUCCCUACACGUGGACAGACUUGAUACCUCUGGUGCUGUUAUAUGUAUUCUUUUUCCAUCCGUCCAUGGAGGAGAUACCAUUUUUAGAGAUGCUUGUCAUGUUAAAAGCUGCGCGUAUUUUCCAGUUAUUUAAACUGUCUUACGUUCUUCAAGUGCUUGUUAAUACCCUAAAAGCCAGCUCUCUUGAGCUGUGUCUCCUGCUAGUCAUUACUGGCUUCGUUAUGGUUGUGUUUGCAAGUGUUGUGUAUUAUCUGGAAAGACAUGACUUAAAUAGCGACUUCAGAAGCGUCCCUGAAAGCAUGUGGUGGGCUGUAAUCACUAUGACAACGGUGAGUUCAUUUCUAAUAUGUGCAAGAUAGGUCAAACCUUAAAUGAAACGAUUAAUAGAGGAGACGGAGAGUAAUUUAAUAACCAAUACGUUCGUUAUGGUAUGUAACGUUAUGUGUUUCUUUCAAUUUUCAGGUCGGCUACGGUGAAGUUCAUCCUCGCACAUGGAUUGGAAAGACUGUUGGUAGCGCAUGUGCAAUAUGCGGGGUGCUGGUCAUUGCUCUACCAGUAUCAGUGGUCGCAAGUAACUUUUCCCUCUUUUACACGUACGCCAAAGCGAGGCUCAACCUACCGCCUAAAAAGCGGCGGGUGGCUUUUUCUCAUGCUCUCACGUCCAUGCAUAACCAGAGAUCACAAGAGGGACCUGAAAACAGCACACAUGCGAACUUUACGUCACUGUGCAGCGAAAGACAAACUGAACGAAGCUUUCCGUCAGAGAUUUCGAUAAGUUGUUCCAUAACUCCCAGAGGAAGUCUAAAGAAAUCAUCUUUUUGGUCGCUGCGUUCGAUGACCAAACUACUAAGACCGAACAGACGAGCUAACGUGAGUCGGAGCAGGUCUUUGAAUUCUGUUCUUUCAGAUUACAAGCCAAUGAAGGAGGUACCCGUAGAAGGCAUAACGUUGAAGUUCGAACCGCCUUCGAGAGUUCCCUCCGCCGCUGAUAUAACUAAAGACCAACCAGAAGGUAUUUAUCGGUAUAGCCUGUAUCUUCUAUUUAUUGAUACCGCGUGUAAAAUCCCUCAAGCUUCUCUUUCUAAUGAAGCAUCUAAUUGUAUUAAAACUUAGGAGCAAAUCUUGAGUACUCUUCCACAAGAUGAAGUUUAUAGAAAUGAAGCUAGUUUGAUUUGUUGUAUGCCUCUUAAUGAAAUGAUAGACUACAUCUCUCAACAAGACUCAAAAUCCAGACAGCUCCAGACAGGGGGCUAGCCUACUCCUAAGUUCAGACCGAGUCUCCUGUGGCUCAGCGGUAAGGCAUUUGAAGUAUUACUUGAAAGGUCGUUGCCUGCUGUUGAAAGCUCCCGAAAUUGUCUCCGUUGCUAAAAUGCAUCAUCACUAACAACAUUCUUAUGGUCAUUUAGACUGAUAUAGUUUAACUUUUGGACCCAUUACAGGAGAGAAUGCUCUGCUUCACGUGCCAGCGAAGGAAAGAAGAAAACAUUCAACGAGAGAUUCUCAAAAGGAAAUCUCAAGGCCAUCUGCGCUUAUAAACAAAUCACUCUACCCACUCCACCUUAGACGAGGAGCCGUGUCACCAGCCUCAUUCAGCCUAAAGAGCGCGUCAACAGCUUCUAGUUUAAACGCACUUCCAAGAGGAUACAAUGAGCUUUACAACGCACUUAGUGGUAAAGGACCUAUUAUUCUCUUGUCAGAUCAAGCCAGCGUGCAAAGCCUUUGCUCCAUCAACUCACGGAUGACUUGUUCGUGCUCAAGUUUGAGAAGCGCCGGAAGUGAUGGUACGAUUCCCGAUGUGAUUGGUGAGAACCGAACGCGCCUGGGUAGUGAUGGAAAUUUUCCGUUUAGUCCCACCGAAAAGGUCGACGGGAUACAGGCAACAUUAACAGUACCCGUAGAGUCUCAUGGAAAACGAAGAGAUGAUACCGAGAGUCGUAACAGCGUCAAAGAAGCCGAUUAUCCCCUCGUACCGAAAGAACACAAGAAAUGCAGAAGGCAUGAUCAUAGAAACAAAACUGAGGAGGAUGAGUUUGUACCAGUUGAAUUUAUGACGAUACCAAAUGUAACAAAUGGUGAAAAGCCUACAAGUUACGAUGGAAACCUUGGGAUAAUUUGUCAGAACAACACAGUCGAGUCACAAAACGUGGAUCAAAUCAAUACAAAUUGGCAGCAUAAUCAGCAGCAAACAAGUCCUCCCCAACCUGCUGAAGAGGAAAAAAGUCCGCCAGACAAGGAUAACCUCUCGCGAGAAGAUGGUCAAGAAGAUGAAAAUAUGUCACUCGAGAAAGUUGUCCCGAACAUUAAUGUACCUGUUAAACCUGUUCCAGUGAUAGGGCGGGCCGCGUCCGCUUUUUCUAUCAUGGAAUACAGUAUUGGUAAAAAUAUCACGUCAUGUAACGACGGAAGCCAACCAGCGGAGAAUAACUCAACUCGCAACGACAUUGGGCGUAAAACCCUUCAGCGACGUCACAGUGCCUUCACUCCCUGUCAUGACAACACAACACCGCGCAGGGGACAUUUGAGUAGCAGUUGCAUGAAUAGUCAUGUGAAUGAGCGUGAACCACUAAUUAAUGGAAAUGUUAUGCGGGCUUAUGAUUCUAUUAGAGAAAAAGAACAAAGCAUCGAUGAUAAAGAUAUUCAAGACUGGAAAGGGAUGAGGAAAACCGGCGUACUUUCUUGUCACUUGCAAACAAACCUUGAAAUUCAGAGAAGCAAUCCAUCUUUGGAGGAAAGUUCAAAUAUGACUGAGAACAAUUCUGCACAUGAAAGUUCGAACCAAGAAAGAACAUUCCAAUCUUUGCAACCAUUUUCGUCAGACACGGAAUCAACAAACUCGGAGUGUAGCCCUAAGGGCCCCAUCACAAAUGUCGAGCACGAACAUGAGAAAACCAGAACAUCAAGGGUUUAAGAAGCGCUUUCUUGUCUCUUUCUCAUGUAAAACAAAUACAGUUUUAUUCUACUUGUAUUUUCUCUUCUUGUACACGGAAUUUCCAGUGCAGUUGUGAUCGAAGCUGAUAAAAGAUAUUUUCCGGUGGAAAAAACAACCAGCCGAUUCUUAUAACAUGUAGCAAAUAUGAUUAAAUAAGGAGAAACAAUGUUCGCGUUAGACUUUGGCCAUUUCGUAAGUUGAGGAAGGAAAAGAAAUAGUUCUUAACAAACAGCAUUUAUUCUGUUAUAAAGUUUGGGUAAAGAUAAAAUGAUGAAAAUUUCCGAAAAAAGAAAAGAAUUGGUCUUAUUUCUUGAUAUCAUAUGGCC
Molecule: messenger RNA, 7044 nt
Organism: Pocillopora meandrina
Lineage: Eukaryota; Metazoa; Cnidaria; Anthozoa; Scleractinia; Pocilloporidae
Source: the annotation of a GenBank genome assembly